UGCCCACCUGAUUGACGCAAGCGCCUCAUCGUCGCCGACGCAAGCGGACCACGACAGGUCUCAUUCCCCACACGUAUAUCAACACCACCCCGACACAAAGUGCCCUCACAUUCACGAUGCCGCUCAGAGCCGAAUUACCCAUUGUGCGCGUUGAGCACGGCUCGAUGCACACCAUUGAGACCCGCAACCCCGAGAACCUCUUUGGACUAUGGAGUGUCUUCUCCAAAUGCUCGCCUGCCAUGGAGGACGGAAAGCGCUACGAGAACAUGGCCUGGCGGCUGUGGGCGCGCGAGACGUUCUGCUGUCAGCCCGACCACGUUGUGCCGCCGCAGUGGUCGUUUGACCAAGAAAUCGCCGCAGGUGCCACUGCAGACGUACCAGAGUUGUCCACCAGCGUAGCAUCGGAUGACUCCAUCGCCAUGGACCCUCUCACCACGAGCCAGCACCGCUCGGACUCUUCAGCGUCCCGUCCAGACCUGCGCCGCCACGACUCGGCCACUAGCAAUGCCCGCGGCAAGCACAUGACCCCCAUCGACCUGGAAAAGGUCGUCAAUUCGAUACAAGCGAAGAAGGUCAUUGAACCCUUGUCGCCGCUGCCCCCGCAGCUCGCCCCGCAGACGACCGAAACACAACGACCAGAGGAAGCAGCAGCCCCACGUUCUGUAUCGCCACCUUUAACUGCACGCCGCUGCGCUCCUGAGCUCUCGACAUCUACAUUCGCCACGGCUCGCGGCAGCGACGACUUGAGCGCCACUGGCUCAGAAGCCAGCACCUCCACCGACAUGAGCCAGCACAGCGUCGUCCGUGGCUUCGAGCCUGGCCACAUCUCCACCUCAAUACGUUCAAGCACUAACCUGGUACCUACGCCAUCGAUUUUGAAGAAGACCUCUAGCUUCAUUGUAAAGCCAGCGCCAUCAAGGACAGAGCCUAUGAAGAAGAAGCAGCCAAUGUUCACUCUCGGCGGCUCGUCUGACGAGGAUGCCAGCAGCUCACUCGAGGCCUACUCACUGGCACAGCGCAGCUCCUUGUCUGAGAACCUUCGCAAAGCCGGCUCAAUGCGCAAGACGACUUCUUUCGCCAACCAGAUCAGCCUGCGCCAGUACCAGGAGGCUAUCUGUGAGAGCGAAGGCGCCAUUGAGAGCGACAGCGACGAGCCAGACGAGAGUGCCAUCGAAGAGGAGGACUCCGGUGAUGACUGGGAAGACGACGACGAGGAGGCCGACGAGAGCCAUCAGUCGAGCAUGCAAGCCACCAGCAUGUUCCCCCGUGUUGACUCCAAGCCCAACCUCACUUCCCACCGCUCACUUCUAACAACAAUGAUGCACGAAGGCGACCGUGCGCAAGCAAUGCAAAACGCAGCCCAGCGCCAACAGCCUCCGUCGAUCCGUCGGUCUCGCACAACAACACCGAACGGUCCUUCCAUCGGCAACUCGCCUCAGGAGGACAGUGGUUUGAUGAUGCGUCAACAGGCUUCCAGAGCCAAGCCUAUCAUCAUGACGACUUCGAACGUGCACCCUCCCGCCUUAUCUCCGCGGACCACCCGCCGACUCAUGCUUCAAAACGAGCUGAGCGGCUCUCUUCGUCAAAACCUACUGUGGGAACGGCAGCAGAAGAAUGCGACGACGAACGCAGCUAUGCGACGAGCUGCCACCACCACCGACCUUCAAGGCAUGAGCACCAUGGCCCAGCCUCAACCCACGCAUACGAGCGCGAAAAAUCCUAACAGCUAUUUCGACCAAGGUCUUGGUAGCUACCACACCAAGGGGUGGUAGUUGAUCUUUAUUGUUUUUACACUUGCACUUCUAGCGGCAUCCACAAGCGAGCAUUGGGCUCACGGCGUUUCGUGCUUUUUGGUACCCGUUCAGCAUUCUGAGCGGUGAUGAUGAGUAAUGACCUCCCAAAAUCUUCGAUGCUUUGAAGGCAUCCUGUACGCCCUACGAGGCUACGAUUCUCCUUCAGCGGACUAAGGGCGGUUCAACUGGCUUCUAAAGAAGGGUCAAGGCUCGCGCCUGGUCGAGUUGGCUUUCAUACAGCGGCAGCUCGUCCAUUGGUCUGUACUGUUACCUGCACUGUACUUCUAUUUGGGCUUAAUAG
Molecule: messenger RNA, 2094 nt
Organism: Macroventuria anomochaeta
Lineage: Eukaryota; Fungi; Ascomycota; Dothideomycetes; Pleosporales; Didymellaceae
Product: DUF1752-domain-containing protein
Exons: 2
Coding region: 117-1772 (551 amino acids)
Biological process (GO): negative regulation of transcription by RNA polymerase II; mitochondria-nucleus signaling pathway; regulation of nitrogen utilization
Cellular component (GO): cytoplasm
Source: RefSeq, a predicted model, not a curated record